GUGCGCGCGGAGGACGCCGCUCGGUGCGCUCAUUGGAGUUCUUCAGUCACUAUAAUUUUUUGUCUGUGGUGUGUGUGGCUCUGUGAGGCUGUGGGAUGAUGAUUAAGAAUUAAUGUCUGAGUGAUCUGGAGGUAUUCUGCGCCAUCCCUGCAGGGUGCCGUUGGUCGAGCGCCAGGCCGCCGAUAUUUCACAAUGGAGACGAUGGUGUAGCGUACUGUUGUGGGUAUCGGCCUUUGUCUGGUGACACCAUGGCGGUGGUGGGGGCUCGUUCGGGGCGUCCUGUGAUUGCCUUCACAGGAACAACGGCGGCAGGUCCCCAGCAAGCGAUUUUAACGGCAGCCCAGCCUUUUUAUCACCCGCCUGUCACAGUGCAGGAUAUCCAGCCUGACAGACCGAUUGGAUAUGGAGCGUUCGGAGUUGUCUGGUCAGUCACAGACCCUCGAGACGGCAAACGAGUCGCCCUCAAGAAGAUGCCCAAUGUGUUUCAGAAUUUAGUCUCCAGUAAAAGGGUCUACCGUGAGAUCAAGAUGCUCUGUUUCUUCAAGCACGAAAAUGUCUUGUCAGCGCUGGAUAUCCUACAGCCUCCUCACUUAGACUUCUUCCAAGAAAUAUAUGUCACAACAGAACUAAUGCAAAGUGAUCUGCACAAAAUCAUAGUCUCACCACAGCCACUCACGUCGGACCACGUAAAAGUCUUUCUCUAUCAAAUUUUGAGAGGUUUGAAGUAUCUGCAUUCAUCAAAGAUCCUACACCGGGACAUUAAGCCUGGGAAUUUGUUGGUGAAUAGUAAUUGUGUUUUAAAGAUCUGUGACUUUGGGUUGGCUCGCAUGGAAGAGGACGACGAGCAGCGAGCUAUGACACAAGAAGUUGUAACUCAGUAUUACCGUGCCCCAGAAUUACUUAUGGGGGCCAAACAUUACGGGCCAGCUGUAGACAUCUGGUCAGUUGGCUGCAUUUUUGCAGAGCUAUUAGGGCGGCGCAUACUGUUCCAAGCACAGACACCCAUUCAACAGCUUGAGCUGAUAACUGACCUGCUAGGGACCCCGUCGUUAGACGACAUGCGACAUGCUUGUGACGGUGCUCGAGCGCAUAUGUUGAGGCGGCCUGCCAAGCCACCAUCUCUAGCAGCCCUCUACACGCUUUCCCCUCAAGCUACCCAUGAAGCUGUCCACCUUCUCUGCCAGAUGCUUGUCUUCAACCCUGACAAACGCAUCUCCUGUGCGGACGCCUUAUCCCAUCCCUACUUGGAGGAAGGCCGACUUCGUUACCACUCUUGCAUGUGUCGAUGCUGCCAGAGUACACCAGCGGGCAGACACUACAUUGCAGACUUUGAGCCUGUUGCGGCGCAUCCAUUUGACGACUCGUUUGAGUCAGACCUCGUGUCAGUCCAGCAGGUUAAAGAAAAACUACACAAGUUUAUUCUAGAAAGGUGUGCUAUUUCAAACCGUGUUCCCCUUUGUAUCAAUCCCUUGUCAACAGCAUUCAAGAGUUUUGCUAGCUCUACCGUGGCACACCCUUCAGAGCUCCCCUUCGCCGCACCAAUGGGAGUGACAUAGGUGGAGCCUCGGUCGGUCGCUCGGCUUCAGAAGGCAUUAGGAGAGGGGCACGUGGGUCUUUAUGCCACACCGGCUGCCCAUUCUCUUGCCCUGUCUCAACCUUCCUCCAUUGGCAGAGACAUUCGUGGGGACAUCCCUGGGGGUGCUCGUGGCUGCAAGUGUUAUCCGAGGGACAUCCGAGGGACAUCCCUGGGAGCGCUCGUUGCUGCAAGUGUUCCUGACGACGAUCCUUUCUUCUGUGGCUCGGUGGCGCCAGAAAAGAGGCCCGUGAAAUCUUGCGGCGUCACGUUUGCGGAUUUGUACUGCUUUGACCCUUCUUGGAUGUUGAUCUUGGGAUUUGUAUUGCUGCGCACUAUCCUUUUGUCUCGCAAUACGUAGCCCUCCCACAUUUGAUGCACAUCUGAUGCCGUCGUACAGCCAGUCUAUGACCAAUGUCGGUCGUACUAUCCAUGUCAGGUUCUGAGUUAUGGGCAAUUGGAGGCAUCCUUUUCCUUUGAGCAAGUUUUAUUGCUACUAUUGAGCUUUUCGUUUUUCGGCCUGUACAUGAGUGCAUGUCUGUGCGUGAUUCUAUUUAAGUAGCCUAUAGGAUUGUGAACAUCUUGUGUCUGUACUGGUGCAUGUGCAGCAAGCACAAAUGGAAGUGUCUCGUGCUUACAAGGAUGCCACAUUUGCUACGUUUUUGUUUUUAGUGGGGUCUGUAGCUGUAUUUUGUUAAUUGAGAUGGCUCGCGAUGUUCCACUCUGGAGAGGAGGGGAACGUGACAGGACGCACCUUGGGGCUUCAGGGUAAAACUGUGUGUUGUACUGUGAUAACUAAUCAUAACCUCUCCGUCAAAGUGCGAUAUAGUUUCCUGAAGUGUGCUUUGUUGAGAUGUUCCUGUAGUUUUUCAUUUUCAUAUUGACAUCUAUGGCACAUAUUCUUUGGUCAAAAAUGCCUACAACAUACGACACAUUGUCUGCAAUACAAGUCUGUCCUUGUGACCAACAUUACAAAAAAUACAUAGUAUGCUUCUUGGAAUUAGUAACAUAGUUUCCAAGUCACGGUCGUAGUUAGACGCUCGUGAUUUAGGGUUUUGUGUGUUUUGAAAACGGGGGUGGGUGGGGGAGGUCAGAGGUCGGGUACUUUGUGUUGGGGGCUACAAAAUAGGGCAAAAUUUGACAAUAUCUGUUGGUUGAAAAUAGACCAAAAGCCAAACAAACAAACAAAACAAAACAACAAACAAUGGGGCACUUCAACACCUAUACAGGCGUCCUCAUCAGCAUGAACACAAAGAAAUGUUCAGGUAGUUAGCACGAGAAACAUUUUAAACUCUUGUGACAAACAAGCAGAGGCCCCUUGUGGCUUUUACGUGCAUUCUUUUUGCUGUGCAUGUACCAGGAUUCUAAGAAUUUUUUUAUCCCCAUUCUUUGUUCCAUUGUUUGAAUCCUGGUACAUUCACAGUGGAAAGAAUGCAUGUAACAGUCACAAGGGGCCGCUGCCUGUUUGUUGCGAGGGUUUAAAAGGUUUCCCACGCUAACCACCUUCAUUUCGUUGUGUUCAUGCUGAUGAGGACGCCUGUAUAGGUGUCGAAACGUCCCACUGUUUUCGUUUUGUUUCUCCCUUAUGUAAGCCAGUGUAAAAAAGCAGUAUACUGAAGAUGUGUAGGGAAAAGCAAAUUUUCAGAUCAAAAAUAAAAAGUAAAGAAAGUCCUUGAAUUUCCGACGCGAUGCUGAACGUGGGCUAUAAAUAAAUCGAACGCAAAUGAAAACAGGCUUUAACUGGUUUAACCCUUAACCACGAGGCUCUAAUUAUACCGUUCACUCACCACUUUUCUCUACACUCCUCCUCUUGUGUAAUAGAUGCCCCUGAGGUUUUCAGAAACAGUAUGGUAGCUAACCUGUUCAAGGUUUAGGUCUUCAAUCAGCAUACCCAUGUAAUAUCUCAUCCUGCCUACUACUACUACUACUACUACUACUACUACUAUUACUACUACUACUACUAUACUCUAGGUUUGCCCAGCCGAGGGCCUGUGUAAAAAUAGGACUCACCCCAUUUUUGGACCAAAGCAUGUACAUACCUCAUACGCAUCUCUCACUCGUGACCAUUCGUCUUGUCCUUCACACUCGUCACAUGUUUCUUCUUAGGUCACCUGUUCACAACGGUAGUUGGAACACGUAAAGCUCCCCUGCAGUGUGCACUUAAAAUGCACGGGGGCUGACCACGUCGAGUUAUUUUUGUUUAGCUCAUUAUAAAAUCACAUCAUCAUUCAAGUGUGAAUGGAAGUUUUUAAGGAUGUCUGGACUUUUUAAAAAAAUUCCACUUAAGUUGACGGCAGCCAAUCGGUAUAUUUUUAUCUUCUUGCAUGGUGCACAAGUGUAGGAUUUGAUGGAAAUCGCCCUCACGAGCAGACCCUUGUUGAGGCAGAAAUGUUUGACUUGUUUUUGGGUAAAUGCCGCGGACGCAGUGCUCGUACAUAGUGCUGUUGCGUAUAUACAUCGUAUUUGUUCCACUUGCGGUAUGAUUAGCGAGUCGUCAGUUUGUUACCAGAUACUGUAAGUAUAUGUGCGUGCUUCUAUAAAUGUUUCUACACUUAGUGAAGGUUUGUCACUGUGUCUGAGCACCAAGGUUAUGAACUCUAUUUUUAGGGUGUUUUAAUGACAAAUGCUCAUUGAGCUCCUUGCCCCCCCGUUUAUUUUUAUGACGUCAGCCACACAGCUUUAGCGGAGUGAAGUGUUGCUGGAAGAUGUAGUAUGUGUGUGUGUGUGUGCUCGGGACGACGCACGCAGUGCUGCUACGUGCCUCAUUGGUUUUGCAUGAUCUCACAGUACUUGAUAUGUGUGGUAUGUCACAUUACCCCCAGCUCUCCUCAGUAUGCACAUGAAUAUAUAUAUGUGUACGUUAUGUAAAUGUUGGUUGUCUAGGUGAGAUUCAUGUGUAAGCAUUGACUUUUAUACACUCCAAUAUGCAGCACUGUAAAUACAGUGUAAAAUAGUUUCUUCAGAACUACUUGUCAUAAAACUGGUGGGUACCUUCUCACUCCUUACCCUGAGAGGUAGUGCCAUUUCUAGAUUGCACAGGUAGACUAAAAGAGGUGUAAAUUUUGCUAUAGUAAUGACUGUUGCAGAUUUAAACCUGUCAGGCCUGCCUGUUCCAGUCCGCAUUCUAUUCAAAGUCAGAGAAGAAGAAAAAAAAAUGUACAGGUAGUAUGGUAACCCCCCCAAGAUGUAUUGAUUUGUGACUCCGCUGUAACCGCUGGUUGAGUGCACCCAUUAGAUGUAUUGAUAAUCAUCAUGAUUGGCAUUGAGAACAUGCAGGAAGGUACUUUCACACAUUAAAAUUUUAAGGCUGCGCAACCUAUUUAAAAAAUGCUGCUGAGUUUACGAGGUGCUGGUAAGGUACAAAGGGACAAUGCAAAUGUCUAACACCUGUGUGCUGUAUUCUGAUCACUUAACACAGCUGCUUUGAGCUCUAAACGUGCCAAAGAUUAUUUUCAGUGCUGUUGCUCUUGUUGUGCAGAUCUCGUUAUGAAGAUAACAUUUUUGUUCCUGCCAGUACUGCUGUGUUGUUCUUUAAUUUCAAAACUGGCCUGGCCUAUCCAGUGGUUUAGAGAAAAGCGGCUUUUCUUGCCUCACAGUUGCAUGAGAGCGGUGGUGGUAAUGCUUCACGGCAGUCCUAUCCCAAACUAGUCGAAAAUUUCACCACAAUGUCCAAAUCAACAGGUGUAUUUGGGACUUGGUUCAUGUAGUCAACUGUUUUACGAUCACACUGUAGGAAAUGUUGCACUUUCACUUCCGGGCAAAUACAUCAAUGUAAUGACACGUGCAGGAUUGUAAAGUGUAAUGAAAAUGAGUAAAGGAACAAAUGUAUUUGCAAAACUAGCAACGUAUCUGUUGGUUACCAGACAAUAAGCAAACAACAUACUAAACAUUGUUGACAGUAUGAUCUUAAAGGGUAAUGAGCAGCGGUGAAUCUAGGGGUAUGGCACCCAUGGCAAGCAGUGAAGUUCGUAUAAACAACACGAGUCAUCCUUGUUGACCUUUCAGUUAACACUUCUAAGGACUUAUCUUUAAAUUAACACAAUUUGUUUAUUAAUACAUCUAAAACAGAAUUAAAAAUCAAUUGUGCCACUGCAAAAAAGAACUUAACCUACCUACCUUUCCUUUUUUUUAACUGACUCAUAUUGGUCCGUGGUGUGAUAAAAAAAAUUCCCCCCCCCCUCCCCAUUUUUUCUCACUAUGUCAAUAUGCCCGUGCACACUAUUCCAUGCACUUGCCAAGAGCCAUUCCCAUGCCUUUUGCUUGGCAGUAAAGCCAAGCACAUGGCAUGGCUUUACUACAUGCCAUGUGCACUUGCCAUAUCCUAGAUACAUAAGAUAAGUGAGGUUCAGAGUCAUGCAGGAACUGUGCAAUCCAAAAAAUUGCUCAUGUGUCGAUAUUUCUACGGUAAAUUUGAAAUCCCUCCGUCAGCUGCCCCCAAAAUAGGAACGGUCCGGAAUCUUAAAGGGGUUGUGACACUUUGAUAGAUGUGGUUCAUUACAUCAUGCACACAUUGUAUUGCACAGUAGAGUAUUGAGGAAAAAAUAAUUAUUUUCUACGUGUUGUAGUUGGCGAGAUAUAAACCCUUGAACAAAGGUACUCGUCAGCUCUGACAUCAGAGCUCCGGCCAUUCCCAUUGGUAGUCGUAAUCACGUGACCUGUGUCGCACUUUCUCAUUGGUGGAGACUCCUGCCGUGAUUUCGGAGACUCCCGAGUCUUGGUAUCCGCGAUGCCGGUUUUCUACCCCCGGUUUAUCUACCUAUGGUCUAUCACCCCCUUUGCUGUAAAACUCGGAAUACAGAUUCAAAUCGACGCAAAUAAUUGCAUUUUACUUUUUUUUAAUAACUUGAGACCAAGUGUUGCAACCCCUUUAAUGUUUCUUUCUUUGCUCCAUAGCAGGUUUCAAAUUUUUAAUAGGCACAAAAUAACAGUGUGUACAUAUGCACCAGAAAUUCUUUAACACAUAGAUCGAGAUAGGAAAGACGUUCACUUCACACCCUGUGAUUUAAAGAGCACAUUUCUUGCCAUACGUAAGGCAUAUUUUAUAACGGCGCCUCCCAAGCGGGAGUCCGAGCAGAACUGAGCUAAGUACCAGCCAGAGGAGAUUCCUUCUUCCGAUGACUGAUUCGAUUAAGCUUUUAUUCUAAGACUGCUUUGUUGCUCAGUCAAUUACUCAGAGUGAGUAGGUGUGCAGUUGUACAGUUAUUACUUGUUUUCACCUUUUGUUUGUCUCUUUUUUUGUCUGUGCACCAUUGUGUUCAUCAUGCUAGGUGCUUCAGUUUAAAGCGGGUACUUUUGACACAGCUGGCACAGCAGCAUGUGCUGUGUGUGGCUGUCCCGUCAGUAGUGGAACUAAAACAUUUACAGUUGAAAGAUUGGCAACUGUGCGCAACACUGUGCUAUACGCAAGUCGGAAUUUACCGAUAUGCUCUGUAGCAGUAUGCACAGAGCAGUUGCGGAAAUAAGAACGUGGUAACCGUGCAUGCAACUGUAUUUGUGCAAAAACGAGGAAUAUGCCAUUCUUUUAGUAAUGUUUGUUUGUAUCUUUGAUGAAUCACAUUUGUUUGAACUGAGUCAUGCUUGGCCGUCCUUGUUUUCUGUGUUUGUGCUGAGUGUGUCAUGAAGAUGUCCUUUGUGUUUGUCUCUUGUGAGGAGGAGUCUAGUUCAAUCAGACAAGCCUUGUGUUCUUUUUAACCGUCCAGCUUAGUUUCGGUACGAACAGCAAUAGGUAAAAUGUAUCACACAAGUAGAGGAAGGAAGUGUACCGCAUCUGCUGUCUACCAAACAGUUUUAUAACUGAAAUUUUACAAUAAAAUGUCGAUUGGUACUCCA
Ornithodoros turicata is the source of this 7402-nucleotide messenger RNA. It is a transcript of the gene nmo, whose product is annotated as serine/threonine-protein kinase NLK-like. Gene Ontology annotation, biological process: intracellular signal transduction; protein phosphorylation. The record is from RefSeq and is a predicted model, not a curated record. Gene Ontology annotation, molecular function: MAP kinase activity; ATP binding. NCBI's taxonomy places the organism in Eukaryota, Metazoa, Arthropoda, Arachnida, Ixodida, Argasidae. Gene Ontology annotation, cellular component: cytoplasm; nucleus.